Molecule: messenger RNA, 620 nt
Organism: Amphimedon queenslandica
Lineage: Eukaryota; Metazoa; Porifera; Demospongiae; Haplosclerida; Niphatidae
Product: neurotrypsin-like
Exons: 3
Coding region: 30-560 (176 amino acids)
Cellular component (GO): membrane
Source: RefSeq, a predicted model, not a curated record
UCAAUCAUGAGUGAGGUCAUAUUGCAUUCAUGAAUGUGGCAAGUGUGAAAUUACAAGAGUACAUAUGUAACCUUUUCAUCAUUGACAAUGAUAACAUCUACACCUUGAAUUGUUAUGCCUCAAAAUUAUUGCUAACCAAUUCCAUAUUAAUGAUCUUACUUCAAUUGGUAGGUCAAUGUAGUCAGGAUGCACUUUGUCUUGUCAAUAAAGUUUCAUAUCAUGAAGGUCGCCUUGAGAUAUGCUAUGGUAAUAGCUGGGGAACAGUCUGUGAUGAUGGCUGGUCUAAUGCUAAUGCUCAAGUUGUAUGCAGACAGCUUGGAUACCCUACUACUGGUGCUUAUUAUCGUGGUGAAGCCUACUUUGGACAAGGGACUGGUAGUAUAGUAUUAGAUGAUGUUAGUUGUGUUGGUAAUGAAACAUCUUUAUACCAGCAAUGCAGUCAUGGAUCUCCUCUGUCACACAAUUGUACUCAUAGUGAAGAUGUUGGAGUGGUUUGUCCUGGAGCACAUUGUAUUGAUGGAGCAAUUUGUCUUGUUGGAGAAUCCAACAGUUCAGAGUGACGUGUUGAAGUAUACCGUAGUGGAUCAUGGGGUACUGUUUGCGAUGAUUCAUGGGACUAU